Molecule: messenger RNA, 252 nt
Organism: Lactuca virosa
Lineage: Eukaryota; Viridiplantae; Streptophyta; Magnoliopsida; Asterales; Asteraceae
Source: the annotation of a GenBank genome assembly
AUGAAGAUUCAAUACAACAUAACAGAAGUUUCCGGAAAGAGAAAAGAGCAGCACGACAAUCCAUUGACACCAUUAUUAGCUGGACUUCUGAUUCGCUGUGGGAGAGGUGAUCCGUGGAGUUUCAAGCUCCGUUUCAACUCGAAAUUCGAAGGAUCAAGCUCACUUGUGUUAAAGAAAAAGAUUUCAUUGUCUCAUUGGAGAACACCAAAUUUUGUUCUUCUGAUAAACACUGUGUUCUUAUUGAAGCUUUGA